AUGAAGUAUUAUUAUGGAAAACGUGUUGAAAUUAAGCAGAAUGUUUCAUUAGAGGUACAUGAGCUACACAAGACCAUCAGUUGUUAUGAUGAUGAGCUGAAAGGAAAGAGUGAUCCAGCUCGAAGGUACUUGGCAAAAGCUACUACACUUGACAAACUUUUUGGUCCAGCAUGGCUGGCGUAUGGUCAUUCUUUUGCUACUGAGAAUGAACAUGAUCAGGCUAUGGCAGCGUAUUUCAAGGCAUCACAGUUGAUGAAGGGGUGUCACCUCCCACUUUUGUAUAUUGGACUUGAAAAUGGCCUUACAAACAAUGUUAGGCUAGCCGAUAAAUUUCUGAAGCAAGCUGCAGAAAUUGCUGAGGGAGAUCCAUUUGUUUUACAUGAAAUGGGUACAAUUGCCUAUCAGAAUCAAGACUAUGCAGCAGCAGAACAACAUUUCACUGCAGCUUUGGAAAGAAUUAAGGUAGUAAAUGGAGAACUUAUUCCUUCACGAUGGGAGCCACUGUAUAAUAAUCUGGGACAUACAUACCGGAAACUCCGCAAGUAUGAGGAAGCGCUUCGCAUGCAUCAAGAGGCGUUGUUACUUUCACCAAUGAAUGCAUCAACAUAUGCUGCCAUGGCUUUUGUGAAUGCCCUGCUUGGAAACACAUCAGACGCAGUAGAUCUAUUUCAUAAAGCAUUGGGCAUACGCAGAGAUCACACAUUUAGUACAACUAUGUUGGGAUAUUUACUGGAACAGUUAAUGGUAGAGACACCCCCCUUCUCAAGUUCUUCAGAAACAAGUGCAGAUUCUUUCCUGUGGCAAAGCACUGUACCAUAUUUGGACAUUGACAGGGCAGCGCUUCCAUCCCUUCAUGAAACAUCUACAAGCAGCCUUAGUUUUGAAGUUGAAAUGCAGGAUACCUCAGCUGUUAGGAUAUUGGAGUAGUUACUGUUGAUCUUAUACCCCAAAGAACUCUCUUGUGAUAUAACUGAUAUCAGAUUCUGUGCCCUUCUUUAAAGGUUCAGGAGAUACCUCUUAAACUGCAAUGUCGGUUUUGCAGUGUAUAUGUUCUGAAUGUAGUAUGAAAUAUUUGAUAAGAAGAUAGAAAAAUUGUAAAUAACCUUUAUAUGUGUUAUUUAUUGUGAAAUGAUUUUUGUGUACAUAUUUUAUAAUCCAUGUCUGAAAAA
Molecule: messenger RNA, 1169 nt
Organism: Schistocerca piceifrons (Central American locust)
Lineage: Eukaryota; Metazoa; Arthropoda; Insecta; Orthoptera; Acrididae
Product: cell division cycle protein 16 homolog
Exons: 6
Coding region: 1-927 (308 amino acids)
Biological process (GO): cell division
Molecular function (GO): protein binding
Source: RefSeq, a predicted model, not a curated record